GCUUCUCGAAGCCGCGGGCUGCAGGACCGCAGUGAAACGGCUCCACGGCGAAGACGUGCGCGCGCUGCGGUCGCCGCCGCCGCAGCUGCAUAUCGGUGUCUACGGUGCAGUGAAGUGGCGUGUUCCCGUGUGCGUGAGCAGUGCCGCUGCAGAGAGGGGACUGCGCACGGCAGGGAAGAAACGUGGCCGCGCGCGUGUGUGUGUGCGUGCGGGGCCCAUGUUUCGGCGGUCAUCCCUCGCUGAGCAGUGUGUUGACGCGGGCGACGGCGGAGGCGGUGGCUGAGCCAUGACCGUAAGCUACCAAUACGAUGUGGCCUCCACUUCGCAUGGGGGCUUCAUCCGGCUCCUGUUCAAAUGGAAGGGCAGCGUCUGGAAGCUCGUCUACACCGAGCUCUUGCUGCUUACGCUUGCCUAUGGAUUCCUGUCGCUAUUGUACCGACAGGCGCUCACCGAGCCGCAGAAGAGGGUGUUCGAGUUGGUGGUGUACUACUGCUCGACUUUCAUGGAGAUGAUUCCGCUGUCGUUCAUGCUGGGAUUCUACGUCACCUUCACGGCGACGAGAUGGUGGAACCAGUACAUGGCGAUUCCUUGGCCCGACAGGCUGAUGAACGUGGUGAUGAUGUACGUGCCUGGCCAGGACGAGAGCAGCCGCAUGCUGAGACGCACGCUGAUGCGCUAUCUCAAUCUCAGUCUCAUCCUCGUGCUGCGCUCGAUCAGCAAGGCCGUCAAGCGCCGCUUCCCCACAAAGGACCACCUCAUCGAAGCCGGAUUCAUGACCAAACUGGAGAUGGAUCUGUGGCAGUCGAUCCCGUCGACUGAGUUCAACACCUUCUGGGUGCCCUGCACCUGGUUCAUCAACCUGCUCCGGGAGGCACGAAACGAGUGUCGCAUCACGGACGCCCAGGGAGUCAAGCUCAUAAUGGAGGAGUUCAAUGACUUCCGGUCAAAGUGUGGUCUUCUGUGGAGUUACGACUGGAUAAGCAUUCCCCUCGUCUACACCCAGGUGGUGACGCUGGCGACGUACUCGUUCUUCGCCGCGGCGCUGUUCGGCCGGCAGUACAUUCACAGCCCGGACCCGAUCAUCGACAGCCGCCAUCAUUUCGACUUCUACGUGCCAGUAUUCACCGUCAUUCAGUACUUCCUCUACAUGGGGCUGCUCAAGGUUGCCGAGCAGCUCAUCAAUCCAUUCGGAGACGAUGACGAAGACUUCGAGCUUAACUGGAUCAUCGACAGACAUUUCAAGGUGUCUUACCUAGGCGUGGACACACUAGACGGUCCGGCACUCCCGCUGGUCAAGGACUCCUACUUCCACAUGACCGAUUACCAGCUGCCUUACACUGCCGCCUCGGUCAGCUACAAGAAGAAGACCUACCGCGGAUCCGUCGCAUACAUGCACGUCCCCCACGAGCAGCGCGAGAUGGUCGUGCCGGAAGUGUCCGAGGAAUACGACGAGGACUCGCCCAGCAACGAGGAGGGUGCCGACGAUGAGGACCCGGGUGGCCCGCUCAACAAGCGCAGUUCGUCUUCGCUGUGGACGCUGUUGAACCGCCGCUCGAGCAGCAGCGGCUCGUUGCACCAGCAGCAGCGCGACGCCGAGGCCGGCUUGCUGCAUCCGACGGACUCCACGCUGCACGUUUACUUCAAGGGCGCCGACGGUGACGCUCCUCCAUCCGGGCAGCAAGACGCGAAACAGAAACACUUGCUGCACCCGCCCGAGGAACGUAGGCGAGGUCGCUUGGGCAGCGAGCCGAGUGCAGCGUCAGGUCAGAAGUCUUUCCUGCGAGAUUUCUUCCACGCUAAGCCAGCAAUGCGCGUGCAGGCUUGGACAGGCGCGGGUGGUGACUACGGUAGCCCUCCGAAACGACCACGCAAGCCUCGAACGAAGGUGUCUUUUUCAGCGGACACGUCCAGCAAGCCGCGCAUCGAAAGAAAGCAUCGCAGUCGGUCUACGUCGGACCUGGUGGCCAUCUUGGAGACCGCGCGUAAAGAAGCACUGCUGUCGAGCCUCGCGUCCAUGAAGGCUGCCAUGCCACGACGAAAGUCACUGGAAAGUAGCCAGACCGAUGUAAAACUCACUGACGUGCUGAGGCGAAACAAAAGCCUCCCCGAGAUGAACAUCUCCGACGCCGCCUACGAAGCACUGCUUACACCAACACCACCACCUGCGCCGACGAAGCCAGUUCGAACAAGAACGUCGUUAACGUCGCAGAUAUUGCCGCUCCAGUUGGCACCUAGGCCUCCAGCCUUGACGCUCAGAAAACUGACUACGCCGCAGAAACUACCCGAGACGCCCAAGCCGGCUCCACCAACCGAAACAUCACUCCAAACAAAGCCGACUCCGACAGUGCUGCUUUCCCCACCACCCGAACCGACGCCACCUCCAACGCCAGCCGUUGCUCCGCAGGAUCUCGAGACGGCUCCAACGCCAACAGCAACAGCUCAGACACGAGGGCCAGAGUCCUCAGAACGUCCUGCGGAGACAGAGGCGCCCAAAAAACCACAGGCAUCUGAAAAACCACCAUCACGUCCAGAAACUCAGGCAGAAACGGCGUCGCCUGUUGAGAUUACGUUGAGGAGGCCUCGAGUUCAUUUGCCACGGCUUGUCGUUCCGGGAGCCCGACGCGGUAUACGACUCAGCGAUCUGACCAAAGAGGACGAAGGCUCUGACGGUCAGGGUAAAAGCGAGACCUCUGCUACAUCUUCAGAACCCUCAGGGAAACCUUCAACUUCCAUUGGCGCCCAUACGAAACCGCGACUGCGCGUGCGUGUGGUGCCUGAACCAGAAAUCAUUCCACUCGAACCGACAGAACCCCAACCGGGAAGCGAGGACACGGAAGUGUUCCCCCCUGGACCAGCCCCUGAGCCUCUCCCGGAACCACCUGCCAGCUUACCGUCCGAGCCUCCGGACAAACCAGAAUCCACGCGUCAAGAGAAGGACCAAGCGUCGGAGAAGAGCCCUGAUAAGCCCGUCACCGAUGACGACAAGACUGAGUUCGUAGUCGUGAUUCAGGAGAAAAGCGACGAGCGGCCCAAGCAGCUCAUCAUCCUGCCGGGUCCUCCCGACCGCGCUGGGUCGGUAGACAGCCUUUUAGGUGAUAGUCGGCCGAAGGGUCCAAAGAGGCGCAGUUCCCUGGAUAGCCCCGGUACUUCUGCGAGCGUGCGCUCACAAUUAUUUACGACACUGCAGAAGCAGCCGACUACGAAGGCUCCUCAACCGACGGCAGAGUCGAGCGAUGGAGCAGGGGUAGAAGUUCGCGCGCCGCCCACUUCGCAGGCCGACGCACGGCGGCAGAGGCGACGACGACGCAGCACUCCGCGGCGGGAGAGCGUGUCCCCGACGAGCCGCGAAGGCAGUCCUCGCGGUGCCGAGGGCAGCCAGGAAUCUCUGGCAGCAGCCGCCCCUGUGCAUAGACGCGUACCCUGCGAGGUGCUCAUGCGGUGGCAGAACGUGGCGCCCAGCGAGAGCACCGAGGAACUUGACCGGCCACCGCCGCCACCGCUGCUCGAACUGCCGGGUGCCGUGUCGCCUCCACCUCGCGGCCACGUGAGGCAGUUGUCGCGAGUCUUUUCACAUCGCUCGAGCAGCACGACCACCUCCAGCGUCACGGUGCGCACUUCCACGACUAGUCACUCGAGGGCGGCGUCCAGGGCGGAUGCCUUCAUUGAGAGCGAGAAGCGCGAUAGCUGA
Rhipicephalus sanguineus (brown dog tick) is the source of this 3688-nucleotide messenger RNA. RefSeq lists its product as uncharacterized. NCBI's taxonomy places the organism in Eukaryota, Metazoa, Arthropoda, Arachnida, Ixodida, Ixodidae. Gene Ontology annotation, molecular function: chloride channel activity. The coding region runs from base 287 to 3688 and encodes 1133 amino acids. The record is from RefSeq and is a predicted model, not a curated record. The transcript has 11 exons.